Schistosoma guineensis is the source of this 1384-nucleotide messenger RNA. Lineage: Eukaryota; Metazoa; Platyhelminthes; Trematoda; Strigeidida; Schistosomatidae. The record is from the annotation of a GenBank genome assembly.
CAAUAUUAUAAAUUCUGUAUAUUUGAGAAUGUCUAUCGAAAUGAGAAAGUUUACAAAACUGAUUGACAAUUAUGGUAGAAUUCAUGAUUAUUUACGUAUAUCAUUAACGGGAAAAUGUAAUUUAAAUUGUAAGUUCAAAUAAAUUGGCAUUUACUACUUAUUUUUUUUUUUACAAAAAAAAACAAACAAACAAACAAAACCCUAUUAGGUUCAUAUUGUAUGCCAAAUAAAUCAUUUCAAAAUAAUAAUCAAAUCAUAUUAUCCAAUAUAAUAACAUCUAAUGAAAUAUUAUUUCUUGCUAAUUAUUUUUGUUAUCGUGGUAUAAGAAAAAUUCGUUUAACCGGUGGUGAACCAUUAUUACGAUCAGAUCUACAACAAAUUAUAAGUUUGAAAUAAAUUACAAUUAUCUAUUUAUUACCCUUUUUUCUUUUUUAAAAUAAUAAUAAUAAUAAUAAAAGAAGAUUUGAAUGAAUUAAAAUGUCAACAUAAACAUUUCAAUGAAAUAGCAAUGACUACAAAUGGUGUGAAAUUUAAGAAAUAUGCUGAAAAUUUAUUAUUAGCUGGUUUAAAUUCAGUGAAUAUCAGUUUAGAUAGUUUAAAAUCAGAAAGAAUUUUAAAAUUAACAGGACAAUCUACAUUUAAACAUUCAAUGGCAGCUAUAAUUAAAGCGAUUGAAGUGGGAUUUAAAAGUGUCAAGGUUAAUUGCGUAGUUAUGAAAAAUUUCAAUGAAGAUGAAUUAUGCGAUUUUGUUGAACUGACACGGUAUUUACCUAUUGAAGUACGAUUCAUUGAAUAUAUGCCAUUUUCUGGUAACAAUUGGGAACUAUCAAAAUUAUUCUCAUAUAAACAAAUGUUAAACAUUAUACAAAAUUCUUAUCCAAAUUUAAUUUUUUUAAAUGAAAAAUCAUUUGAUGUAACAAAACUUUUUCAAGUAUCAGGAUGGUUAGGUAAGAUUGGUUUCAUCACUUCAAUGACCGAGAAUUUUUGUGCCGGAUGUUCACGUUUACGUAUUACAGCUGAUGGAAAUCUUAAAAUUUGUUUACAUGAUAAUUAUGAAGUGAGUUUAGUGGAAAUAUUACGCAACAAAAUGAAUUCACAUGUAAUUGAUGAUUGGUUUGCUGAUAAGCCUAAUUAUAAUUUAAAACAAUCUAAGCAAUUAAAUGAAAUCUAUGAUCAACUUGAUGAGAUUGUCGAUCAAGCUUUAACUAAAAAGUCUGCUAGUCACAAAGGUGCUAUUCAACUUGCAUCAAGUGUAAAUCGUUCAAUGGUUCAAAUUGGCGGUUGAACAAAUUUCAAUAAUCCUAUCAAUUUAUAUAGAUGAAUUUUGAAUUAGGAUAGAAUAAUUUAUUAUGUAAAUAUAUUUAAAUAAAUAUUGAUUGAAUAA